UUUUGCUAAUUUGACACUGAAGUGGAAGCUGGUGGAGAAAAACUUCUCCAGACAUGUACAAUCGUCACACGGUGACCCCGGUUCUGUGAGCGGAGUUAGAGCUCUAAAUGUCCGUGUGAGGGUCCUCAGACACCGGGCUGCUCAGUUCAUCGACCCGCUCUGAUUUUUAUAGCCGCUGUUAGCCUGCGGAUGCUAACUUCAGCUAGCCCGAAGCUACCGUAGUUAGCUUGUUCCAACUCGCCACACAGGCAGAAUUCCUGCUGAUUCUUCUCUGGUUUUAUCGUCUCACCGGUGCGCCGCCAGCACAGCGAGUGAUGUGGAGAGUAACUUUACAAGCGUUUGGUGUUUUGCUGCUGGCCUGGUUCUUCGGGAACUUUGUUCUGGGUUGGUUUCAACAAAACAACGUAAAACCCCAAACGCAGCACAGCGAGCAUCCGAGCGGAGCCCCGGACAGCUCGGACCAGAGCUGCCUCUGCCAUCUGACCGGAGUCCUGGACGACUGCUUCUGUGACGUGGAGAGCAUCGACGUCUUCAACAACUUCAACAUUUACCCUCUGGUCCAGAAGCUGACGGAGAGAGACUACUUCAGAUACUACAGGGUGAACCUGAAGCGACCGUGUCCUUUCUGGCCUGAUGACGGACACUGCUCCAUUAAAGACUGUCAUGUGGAGCCCUGUCCUGAGAGUAAGAUCCCCGUCGGCAUCAAGUCUGGGAACUACAACAAGUACUCCCAGGCAGCGAAUACGAUGUCGGACAUGACUGAGUGUGAGCAGGCCAAAGAGCUUGGCGCCAUCAACAGCACCCUGAGUAACCAGAGCAAAGAGGCGUUCGCUGACUGGGCGAGACACGACGACGCUCAGGACCACUUCUGUGAGCUGGAUGAUGAAACUUCUCCAGACGCUGACUACGUGGAUCUGCUGCUGAAUCCAGAGAGAUUCACUGGAUAUAAGGGACCUUCAGCCUGGAGAGUCUGGAACAGCAUCUACGAGGAAAACUGCUUCAAGCCCAGAUCAGUGUACCGACCUCUGAACCCUCUGGCUCCGAGCAGAGGUGACGAUGAUGGUGAAGGUUUCUACAAGUGGCUCGAAGGUUUGUGUUUGGAGAAGAGAGUUUUUUACCGGCUCAUCUCCGGCCUCCACAGCAGCAUCAACAUCCACCUGUGUGCCGAGUACCUGCUGGACGAGGGGUGGGGCCGGUCGGUGUGGGGCCCAAACAUCCAGGAGUUUCGGAGUCGCUUCGACCCGGCUGAGACGAAGGGCGAGGGCACGCGGCGCCUGAAGAACCUCUACUUCCUGUACCUGAUCGAGCUGCGUGCGCUCUACAAGGUGGCGCCGUACUUUGAACGGGCCUUCGUCAACCUGUACACAGGAAACACUCAGGAGGACAGCACCACCAAGGACCUGCUGCUGCAGGUCUUCAACGAGAUCAAAUCGUUCCCGAUGCACUUCGACGAGAAGUCCAUGUUCGCCGGACACAAGAUGGAGGCCAAGACGCUGAAGGAGGAGUUCCGCCUCCAUUUCAAAAACAUCUCCAGGAUCAUGGACUGUGUCGGCUGCAGCAAGUGUCGAGUGUGGGGGAAACUUCAGACUCAGGGUCUGGGCACGGCUCUGAAGAUCCUCUUCUCCGAGAAAGAGAUCAAGAACCUUCCUGAACACAGCCCGUCUAAAGGCUUCCAGCUCACCCGACAAGAGAUUGUGGCGCUGAUGAACGGCUUCGGCAGGUUGUCCACCAGUAUACAACAGCUCCACAACUUCCGCCUGCUGUUGAAGGAGAAAAGGUAACAGGAAGUGACACUUCACCUGGCUGCACCUGGCCUGUGGGCGGAGCCAGCCCUCAGAGAACUGCAAUAGUCUCAUUGUUGCCAGGGAGACGGGUUUUUUUUAAUGGACAUCAGGAUCAGCAGUGAAAUUAACAAAACCCACUUCCUCCUUUUAUAUCCCAUGAAUCUGAUUUCCCCUCAGUAACAUCCUCUUCCUCCUCCUCUUCCUCCUCCUCUUCCUCCUCCGUCAUGAAUGUUAACUCUUCUGCCUCCUUUUGCCUUUGUCACCUGACGUGUUUCUUCUCUGCCGUCGGCACCAAACUCUAAACUCCUUUAAUUUAAUUUAAUGUUUUUGUGAAGUCGCUGUGGAGAAGUCGCUGUGAGGUCGUGACCUCCGUCAGCCCGAUGGAAACGAUCAGACGUUCAGCAGGAAGUGAUGUAACAGAGCGAACCUGGACGCAGAUUAUUAACCUGCGUUCACCAGGAAGUGACUGAGUCUGAUUUAAAGCCGUCGGGGGGGACUUUCGUCACUUCAAGGGUCAUCUCUCUUCCUUUGCUGACCCCGCCCUCUGAUGACAUCACAUCCUGUUGGAUUGGACACUUGUAAACCUGACUCAGCUCUUCUGUGAGGACGUACAUAGACUUUGUCCCGAGGCAGGACUCGGGAUGAGAGAACGUCGGAACCGUCAGGACGCUGCUGCCUGUUUUUUUGGGGGGGUUUUUUUCUUCCUCCUCCUCUUCCUCUUCCUCCUCCUCUUCCUCUUCCUCC
Seriola dumerili (greater amberjack) is the source of this 2528-nucleotide messenger RNA. RefSeq names its product endoplasmic reticulum oxidoreductase 1 beta (gene ero1b). The record is from RefSeq and is a predicted model, not a curated record. The transcript has 16 exons. Gene Ontology annotation, biological process: protein folding in endoplasmic reticulum. Gene Ontology annotation, cellular component: endoplasmic reticulum; endoplasmic reticulum membrane. Gene Ontology annotation, molecular function: FAD binding; thiol oxidase activity; protein-disulfide reductase activity. NCBI's taxonomy places the organism in Eukaryota, Metazoa, Chordata, Actinopteri, Carangiformes, Carangidae. Bases 315 to 1781 code for a protein of 488 amino acids.